CCUGCCGGGCGCUGGGAGCCGCGCAGGCCGGAGUCCCCGGGGGCCGCCAGGGGCUGGCAGUGGGCGGGCGCGGCCGGCAGCCUCGGCCCCUUCCGCGAGCGGCUUUCAAACUCGCGCCCGCGUCGUCGCCGCCGCACUGGGCAGCCUCGCGCACCGGGCGUGCGGGACCCGGCGGACGGCCGCCGCUUGAAUCUCCCCGGAGUGCCCUCGCCAGGCAGCGAUGCCAGGAUGCCGGUCUCUACCUCCCUCCACCAGGACGGCAGCCAGGAGCGGCCCGUGAGCCUGACCUCCACCGCGUCCUCGUCAGGCUCCUCCCGGGACAGCCGAGGCGCCAUGGAGGAGCCCAGCGGCCCUGAGGCCUUCACCAAGAACGGGGCAGGCUCCCCGCGUGGCAGGCACCCCCCCAACAGCAACAACAACUCCAGCAGCCGGCCCAACAAGAAGGGACCCCUGUCCCCGUUCAACAGCCGGGCAGCCGCGGCGCCUGCGCACAAGCUCAGCUACUUGGGCCGGGUGGUGCGGGAGAUCGUGGAGACGGAGCGCAUGUACGUGCAGGACCUGCGCAGCAUCGUGGAGGACUACCUCCUGAAGAUCAUCGACACCCCCGGGCUGCUGCAGCCAGAACAAGUCAGCGCCCUCUUUGGGAACAUAGAAAGCAUCUAUGCACUGAACAGCCAGCUACUCCGAGACCUGGACAACUGCAAUAGCGACCCUGUGGCUGUGGCCAGCUGCUUUGUGGAAAGGAGUCAAGAGUUUGAUAUCUACACCCAGUAUUGCAACAACUACCCCAACUCAGUGGCCGCCCUGACGGAGUGCAUGCGGGACAAGCAGCAGGCCAAGUUCUUCCGGGACCGGCAGGCGCUGCUGCAGCACUCGCUGCCCUUGGGCUCCUACCUGCUGAAGCCAGUCCAGCGCAUCCUCAAGUACCACCUGCUGCUCCAGGAAAUUGCCAAACACUUUGACGAAGAAGAGGACGGCUUCGAGGUGGUGGAGGACGCCAUUGACACCAUGACCUGCGUGGCCUGGUACAUCAACGACAUGAAGAGGAGGCAUGAGCACGCGGUCCGGCUCCAGGAGAUUCAGUCGCUGCUCAUCAACUGGAAGGGGCCCGACCUGACCAUCUACGGGGAGCUGGUCCUGGAGGGCACGUUCCGCCUGCACCGCGUGCGGAACGAGAAGACCUUCUUCCUCUUCGACAAAGCGCUGCUCAUCACCAAGAAGCGGGGCGACCACUUUGUCUACAAGGGUCACAUCCCGUGCUCCUCCCUGAUGCUGAUCGAAAGCACCAGAGACUCCCUGUGCUUCACCGUCACCCACUACAAGCACAGCAAGCAGCAGUACAGCAUCCAGGCCAAAACCGUGCAGGAGAAGCGGAACUGGACUCACCACAUCAAGAGGCUCAUCCUGGAGAACCACCACACCACCAUCCCCCAGAAGGCCAAGGAAGCAAUCUUGGAAAUGGAUUCCUAUUAUCCCAACCGGUACCGCUACAGCCCAGAGCGCCUGAAGAAGGCCUGGUCCUCCCAGGAUAAGGUGUCCACCCACGUGCGCCAGGGCCGCCGGCAGUCUGAGCCCGGUCAGCCCCUGCACAGCCGGGCAGCACUCCCCAGCCAGCAGCGAGGCUUCACGAUGCCAGGCCUUACGGGCCGUAGAAAGUCGGAGCCAACCAAGCACCUGCUCAGGCAGCUCAGUGAGAAAGCAACCAGAGCGGCCAGAGCAGCAGGAAUGAAGCAUGCGGGCAGCGCUGGCGCUCUCCUGGACUGUGGGCAGCCCUCCCGUACUCGGGGCCUGCAGCCGGAGCCUGAAGGGGCUGCCCGGGAGGAGCAGGAGCAGGAGCAGGAGGAGGAGGAGGAGGAGGAGGUGGUGGAGGAGGACGAGGAGGAGGAGCAGGCGUUUCAGGUCACUCUGGAGGACCUGGCAGGGCAUGAAGGCAGCAGCAAGGGGUCUGGGCCAGAGCCCCCAGGCUCAGAGGAAGAGGAGGAGGAGGAGGAGGAGGAGAGCCUGGCAGUGGCGGAGCAGGUAGCCGACUUUGCCAGCUCCCUGCUGGCCGCCCUCCACUGCUGGCACUAUCGGGCCAACGCUUUACUUUUCUCCCGGGGUGCUAUGGGGAAGGGGCGUAGGGAGUCUGAAGGCCCCAAGAGCUGCAGGCGGCCCAGCGGCCGGUCUCCCACCCGUGCUGAGAAGCGCAUGAGCUUCGAGUCCAUUUCUUCCUUUCCUGAGGUGGAGCCGGACCCCGAGCCUGGGGCAGAGCAGGAGGUGUUUGCUGCCGAGGAGGGUCCCAGCGCCGAGGAGCUGCCCUCGGACACAGAGUCUCCGGAAGUCCUGGAGACACAGCUUGAUGCCCAUCAGGAGCCGCUGGGGCUGGGCCACCCGAGUGACGUGGUGGACUUCGUAGUGGCCGAGAGCACCGAGGACAUGAAGGCCUUGAGCAGCGAGGAGGAGGAGGAGGAGGAGGAGGUAGAAGAAGAGGAGGAGGAAGAGGAGGAGGAGGAAACGGGGGCUGCCCAGGAGCCCGAGAGCCUCCUGCCGCCCUCGGUGCUGGACCAGGCCAGUGUCAUUGCCGAGCGGUUCGUCAGCAGCUUCUCCCGGCGGAGCAGCCUGGCCCUGGAGGACGGCAAGUCCGCUGGCUUCGCGACCCCGAGGCUGACCAGCCGGAGCAGCAGUGUGCUCAGCCUGGAGGGCAGCGAGAAGGCCGUGGCCCGCUGUGGCAGCACCGCAGACGCCCUCAGCGCUCAGCUCCCCCCCGAAGUGGACCUCAGUGUGGGGGUGGCCACAGAGAGUGGCCCUUCUGUCAAUGGGACGGAGCCCCCAGGCCCAGGCUGCUCAGCGGAGACCGACAGGUCCUCCUGCAAGAAGAAGGAGUCCAUGCUCUCCACCCGGGACCGGCUGCUGCUGGACAAAAUCAAGAGCUACUACGAGAACGCAGAGCACCAUGACGCGGGCUUUAGCGUCCGGCGCCGGGAGAGCCUCUCCUACAUCCCCAAAGGCCUGGUGAGAAACUCGGUCUCCAGGUUCAACAACCUUCCCAAGCAGGACCCGGAGCCGGUGGCCCCGUUGGGGCACAAGAGACAGGCGGGCUCCAGGCCGGCUUCCUGGGUCCUGUUUGACCUCCCAGGACCAGGCCCGGCGGGUGCAGGUGCUGGGGACCCAGCUCCUAUCACAGACGCCGAGUUCCGCCCGUCUUCGGAAAUUGUGAAGAUCUGGGAGGGGAUGGAGUCUUCCGGGGGGAGUCCUCAGAAGGGGCCGGGCCAACGCCAGGCCAAUGGCUUUGACCUGCACGAGCCGCUCUUCAUCCUGGAGGAGCACGAGCUGGGAGCCAUCACCGAAGAGUCGGUCACUGCCUCCCCGGAGAGCGCCUCCCCCACCGGGCGGCCCAGCCCGGCCCACCUGGCCCGGGAGCUGAAGGAGCUGGUGAAGGAGCUGAGCAGCGGCUCCCAGGGAGAGCUGGCGGCCCCGCUGCACCCCUGCAUAGUGCAGCUCUCCCACAUGAUGGACGGCCACCUGAGCGAGAGGGUCAAGAACAAGGUCUACCAGCUGGCCCGCCAGUACAGCCUCCGCAUUAAGAGCAAAAUGGCGACGGCCAGGCCACCACUGCCGUGGGAAGACGCAGCACCCACCACCCCCCACCUGCAGGAGGAGGCAGGAAGGCCAUCGGGUGGCAAAGGCAGGAGGAGGCCGGUGCUGUCCCUCGACCAGGAGCCGCUGCUGGCCCAGGAGCACGGCCCGCCCAGGCCUUGCUCUGCCGGGGAGAUGUCGCCGCGGCGCUUCUCCUUCAGCCCCCCUGCUGCCGCCUCGAGGACCACUUCCCCGGGCGCCCGGCCCUCCAGCCGAAGCCCCCUCAGCCCCUUGGACACUGAGACUUUCAACUGGCCCGACGUCCGCGAGCUCUGCUCCAAGUACGCCUCCCAGGACGAGGCGGCCCAGGCCAAGGGCGGCCGGCCCCGAGGCCUGCCCGUCAGCCGGAGCUGCUCGGUGCCCAACAUGGUGGAGCCAGCGCCGUCGGGCAGGCUGGGCCGCUGCCGCAGCCUGAGGGCCAAGAGGGGCCGGGUGGGCCCGGAGGCCGCCCAGCCCCAGCCUCCCGGGGGGCUGCCCGACAGCUGGCCGGACGGAGAGGAGGCCCUGCACGUCACCGCAGACCUCGCCCUGGAGGACAACCGGCGGGUGAUCGUCAUGGAGAAGGGGCCCCUGCCCGGCCCCAAUGCAGGACCCAGCUCACCAGCAGCCGUGGGGGGGCAGGGCCAGGAUCUGCAGGCGGCUGCAGAGAACUGGCCGAAGGAAGAGGGUCCCAGGGACCCAGUGGACCCGAGCCAGCAAGGCCGAGUGAGAAACCUGAGGGAGAAAUUCCAGGCCUUGAACUCUGUGGGUUGACUCUUGAGUCGGGGAGGGAGGAGCUGGGGGAUGGCUCCUUGCUGGAGUCUCACCCCGGGCCCUCCGAAAGGCCGCCGCCCCGGGAAGACUGCGCUGGUGUACUCCGCCAGUGUGGCCGCUUCCCUUGUGUAUAGUUCUCUCUGAUAAGAAGCCAGAUAUUUAAGCUCCCCUCUUCCCUGGGAGAGCACGCCCUGCGCAGGCCCCCGGCAUCGGCUGGCCACUGCCAGACGGAGGAGGCGGGCGAAGGUGGCUGGGGAGGCUCUGCCCUGUAGCUGGGCCUUUCCUUAGCAUCCGGGCGGGAACGAGGUCCGUAAUUUAUUGCUUUCCCUUCUGUGGUGUGUUUGUGUGAGUGCGUGUUUUCUCUGUUGUUGGUUCCCCGCCCACGAAGAAUGUAACGGACUCGGUUCAGGUACUUUUGUGGGUUGUCUUGCUGACCCUGUGGAUGUCGCUAAUGUAUACACAUUUCAUUAUUUGCCAAUGGUGCAAUAACCACUGCUGACCAAC
This is a messenger RNA of Eptesicus fuscus (big brown bat), 4872 nucleotides long. It is a transcript of the gene PLEKHG3, whose product is annotated as pleckstrin homology and RhoGEF domain containing G3. Bases 229 to 4368 code for a protein of 1379 amino acids. Gene Ontology annotation, molecular function: guanyl-nucleotide exchange factor activity. The record is from RefSeq and is a predicted model, not a curated record. The transcript has 19 exons. NCBI's taxonomy places the organism in Eukaryota, Metazoa, Chordata, Mammalia, Chiroptera, Vespertilionidae.